AUGUCGCUCCCUUACCUAGGACCAGCCAACGCGCUCUCAUUUUGGCUCUACUCGAGGGUCGUGAGGGAGGGGAGGACACCCUUCCUGAUUGAAUAUGAUGGGAGGACAUUGUCCGGAGUGUAUCUGCGAAUGGCGAUGGUUGUGUAUCACCCGGUCAAUAAUAUCAUUUUCGACGAGAACCGAGGAAAGCCCUGUGUCGUGAGACUGGUCACGGAGUAUGCCCCAAUUGUGGGGGGAGUCGCAACGCCACCUCCGAGUGGAUUAAUUGGUGGCGAAGCAAUAUUGUUGGAGGAGUGUAUAUGGGGCGGUCAACUCGUGCUUAUAGCUACUAAUAUCUCUUUAAAAAAAACUAAUUACAGCACUCUUGCAUUAAUUGAGACCGGAGCAAAUGAAUAUUUCACGAACCGACUUUUGGCCGCACGGCCAUACACAGCCUUGAAGACCCCGCAAGGGCUACAAGGAGAAGUUUAUAACCUGGUAGAUAAAGAGGGAUUUGCAUAUGAAUCCAAUCAUAAUCGCCAUGCAGGAUCCACCAUCGGGGACGCAGGGGCAUAA
Molecule: messenger RNA, 555 nt
Organism: Pyricularia grisea
Lineage: Eukaryota; Fungi; Ascomycota; Sordariomycetes; Magnaporthales; Pyriculariaceae
Exons: 2
Coding region: 1-555 (184 amino acids)
Source: RefSeq, a predicted model, not a curated record